Molecule: messenger RNA, 1187 nt
Organism: Glycine soja
Lineage: Eukaryota; Viridiplantae; Streptophyta; Magnoliopsida; Fabales; Fabaceae
Product: 3-ketoacyl-CoA synthase 1-like
Exons: 3
Coding region: 143-745 (200 amino acids)
Biological process (GO): fatty acid biosynthetic process
Cellular component (GO): membrane
Molecular function (GO): acyltransferase activity, transferring groups other than amino-acyl groups
Source: RefSeq, a predicted model, not a curated record
AUCUUAUAUUUCUAAUAACCCUAAGUCCUCACCUCUAACCACUCAAUGCAACCCCAACCCUAACCAUUCACGAUUUGGGACCUUUCAGUGUCUCCAUGAAGCAAGCGUCGAAGAUUUGCUCUCACUCGUAGCCAUCAUUGUGAUGCUAGCCAUCACCCUCCUUCUCAUGUUCUCGGUAACUGGUAGUCUCAAGCUCUCCAAACUCUGCUCCCACAACCACCAACUCGACACCGAGACUGUGGUGGCGGCUUCGGCGGUGCUCCUCUCCCUGGCCGCUCUGUACGUGGUGGACUUCGCGUGUUACAAGCCAGAGAAAGAACGCAAAAUAUCGGUGGAGGGGUUUCUAAAGAUGGGCGAAGAGAGUGUGGGGUUCGAGGAAGAGUCUCGCCAAUUCCAGAGGAAGAUUUCCACAAGGGCGGGUUUGGGUGACGAGACCUACUUUCCCAGAAGAAUCACUUCUUGCUCGCCUAAGCUCUGCAUGAGCAAAGCGCGUCUGGAGGUAGAGGCCGUCAUGUUCGGCGCCCUGGACGCUCUUUUGGUCAUUACGGGGGUUGUUCCAAAGGACAUUGACAUUUCGAUGGUGAAUUGCAGCCUGUUCAACCCAACACCAUCUCUCCCUGCCAUGAUUGUGAACCACUACAGGCCGAGAAGCAACAUAAAGAGCUACAACGCUCACAAUCACACUAUUUUUGGUCAAACAGAUUACAAAUCAAUUCUCUACGGAGGUGUCUCGUUGGACACCUGAAGCUGUGGUAGCACUUCAAGAGGCUGCUGAGGAAUAUUUGGUUCCCUUGUUUGAAGAUAGAAUACUCUGUGUAAUUCACACAAGGCGUAUUACUCUUAGUAAGUUGAUAUAAUUUUUUAAAUUCUUUACUAGAUUUACCUUUCAUCGAUCAUCAAAUCAUCCAUGAAUUUAUCUUCCAUAAAUUCUAUGCCGCUUUUAUUGGUGGAUGAAUUUGUUUGUUUUUUCUUUGUUACAAAAAAAAAAUUGAUUAUUUAUUACAUUAUUAACUAAUUACAUUCAAAAGAAUAUUCUACAGUCUAUAAUUUGUAUGAUGAAAUUUUCUUUGGGGGAAGCAGUAAAUUCUAGAUGAAAAAACUCGUGGUAUUGUAGUGGUUGGGAAAAUUUGUGUAUUUUUUUAUAUAAAAUAUUCAGUUUUAAGUGAGAAAUGCACUUUGAGUUCUGA